GAGCACAGCCGAGCCUCCCUCCCAGAGGGUCUGGCCGGGGAAGAUACGAACCUUCCGGGGAGAGCACGUUUUAUUCCCCCAUUGCUCGGGGGCGGAGGGGGGGGGGACGUCUCCAUAUUCCACAGACGGAUUUUAUCUUCUGGAACUAGCAGCUGGGCUGGCCGAGCCAUGCAACUUUACGCGCUCGCCUCGAUUGCGAAGCCAUGCACGGAUCCCUUUUCUCCCCCAGGACCGUAUUGACAACGCAGCCCGCCUGCUCUGUCCGGUACAGAGAAUGCCACACUAGAUAUGCCAGCUUCUCCUGAAGUGAAAAGCCUCUGCAAGAACUGACAAUCUUCAGUUCCCCUUCUGGCUGCCCCUCCGCAGUCUGACAGAGAUGGCUCGUGAUCCCCGAUCAUCCCGACUAGCAAAAAAGGAGGAGAAAAGCAAAAAGAAAUCAAGCCCAGUCAAAAGCAAAUCUUGCCAAGCCACAAAAGAUGCCAAGAAAACAUAUCCUAAAGCAGAAAGUUCUGCGAAGUGCAAAAAGGCAACAGAAGAAAAAAACGACAGCAAAAAAAGGCCACAGGAGCAGAAACCCCCUUUGAAUUCCUCAUGUAGAUGUCUCAGGAGCAAUGUCACCAAAGCCUUAUCGGGAGCAUCGUGGGUGAAUCUGGAAUUAACUGAUAACGUUCUCUUUCCGAAACAGUCUCCUCUGAACUACAACGGCUUCACAAUGACCCUUCGCAGGAAACCCUUUUCCCAUAGACUUUUCCAAAAACCAACAGUUGCAAAAGUUAAGAAAAGUAGCCCAGAAAAAAAUACAAGGAAGAAAAAUCAGUGUGAAUUAGAAACCUCCCAUUUGUUACAAGAGAAGCAAGCUAAAGAGACAACUAGGGAUUCCAAACAGGAGUCACACCAAAAGAAUGAAUUAUCUUCUUCCAAACCAGAAGAGUCUCUGUUUGACACUGAACACAGCCCUGCUUUUGAAUGUAAGAGUCAAGUUGCAAAAGGAACCAUUUCUCUGGAGCAAAGUAUUGCUGCUUCCAACAAUGCCGUAUCAGAUAGCCAUAAUCUAGAAGUAUUAGAAGCGGAAUGUGAGUGUGAAGAACAUGGGCUCAGGGAACAGGCACCAAACGAUUGCUCAACAAACAGCUCGGCUGAGACACUGGCCAGUUUUGUCCUUCCUCUUUCACACCUGAACUCUGCCAUCACUUCAGAGGUACAGAAAAAUGAACCAGGGCCAUUUGUGGAAGCACAUUUCGAGAGUGGCUUAGAUUUGCCCUCUGCCCUGCAAGAACAUUCCAAUACACAUUCCGAUUCUACACAGACACUUUCCUCGGAAACAAAAUCAAAGGUGCUCGUACAAAAGUCAGAGUCUUCUGUAGAAUCCCACUCCAGGACUGACUGUGGUUUGCUGCUAGCUAAUUGUGAACCUGAUGCUGAUGUUUUGAUUACCUCUGAAUUGAUCUCAAAAUUGCAUUUGGACGAUCCGUCUGAGUUACCGGAGGCACACUUGCUACAAGUCCCUGAGCCUAUUGUUCAAGGAGAGACUGGUUCACAUCAUUUCUCUGAACCAGAAAGUUGGCUAAGAGAUCCAAGCCUUUGUGUGGAUCCUCAUUCACCAAAUGACCUGGAACGGGAAGCAACCAAUAAAGCACUUGAUUUUUUUUUCAGCUCCAGACAAAACGAUCUAGGAUGUGACCCUAUACACAAAGAUUGUGAACAAGUUUCUGAUACCUCUUUAGCUAGUUUUAUUUUGGAAGAUCUUCAGCCGACGCUCGAAAAAAAUUCUGCAGAAACUUUUAUUUUAGAUUCGGUGGCUAUGCCUGUUACAUCCCUCAGCUGGGAAAAAAACUCAACAUGUUCCAUUUCUGUAAGCAACAGGGAAGCAACUCUUCCAGAAUCCCCUGGAAGUUCUCAUUCAGGGCUGAAAUCAAACAGUGCAGAGGACACAGAUAGGACAGUUUUGCCAAAUGACUCCAUUCCAAAGCCUCAGGAUCCUUUGCCACAAUUGGGGGGCGAUGCAAAAUGCGUGACCAAUCCAGUUACAGCUUUAGAACCAUCCUCUUAUGGGCAUCCAAUCGACGGACUUUCUGCCUCAAAUACCUCUUUGCAACCUGUGAUAGAAAAGAAGAAGCGGAGGCAAUGUGGUGUAUGCGAACCUUGUCUGAGGAAAACUAACUGUGAAGAGUGCAGCUGUUGCAGAAAACGUAAAACUAGUCACCGGAUAUGUAAAAAGAGAAAAUGUGAAGAACUGAAGAAGCCUCUGCACCCCCCACCCCCCUUAGAGGUGCUAACUGAAAACAAAAGGCCUCAGAGAAGGAAGCAAAGAGUUCGAAAGGGAGACUUAGAAAACAAACCAGUCAAUGGCUGCAGACCUGAGCUCAUGGAAUGUAUUGCUAACGGCCAUAGUGAAAAAUACAAGGUGAAACCAAACCAGCCACUGCCUUGGGAAAAUGCACAGUCACAUGAAAAGGGAAGUAUGACCGGUCUAGAAGCUGAGAAGUGGGCGCAGAAUGAGAAACCGUUGCUCAGCGUCCAUGUGAAUGGUGACCUCUGUGGAGCUGGAGCAAGGAAUGAGAAUUUGAAGCAUUCUGAAAAGGAUGCAAAAACCGUUUCUUCUUCCAGUGCGUUAGAUGAGCCUAAAAAGUUGUUUGCACAAACUGUUAAAAACGGUAUUAAAAGCAUACCUUUUUCACCAGCAGAAUGUGAUUUGUCAUUGAUACAAGAUGUGAGCGGAAGUGUCAAUGCAACUAAAAGUUACAAAGAGAAUGACUCCGAUGCCUUUGGGACUGGUGCUUCUCCGCUGAAUCACCUCAGCGCUGGAACAUGUGGUGCUCCCCCUGCAAAAAACAACCAUGUUCUAGCGAAGGAGACAGAAAACUCUAACGCCAUUCAAGAAUCUCAGAACUCACUUUUGCAAACCAUUUCACUUUUAGACCGUCAGGGCAAACCAUCUUGCACUCCUGUGCUUGAGGAAGAUGGCUGUCUUGAGGAUGGUGCUUCAAACAUAUCAAGCAAGGAUUUCCAGCCUGAAGAUAUGUCACUUCAAUCAACUUUUUUAUCGCUGAUUAAAAACAGAAAUUUAACUGUAGAGCAGAUUGUUGCCAUUGAGGCAUUAACACGUCUGUCAGAAGUCUCUUUAGGUGCUUCUUCACCAGCUAAAAUCGAAAGUGGUCAGUGUACAGAGCAAGAAACAACUUCUCAUUCAUUUAACAAUUACAGCAAGGAGAAUUCCCAUUCUUUCACAUCAGCACUGAAAGCAAUUAAAGGGACUUGCCCACCAAAAGACCAACAUUGUGCUCAUUCACAGAGAAAAAAUCUUCCAAAUAAUUUGCUUUAUAACGGUCAAAGUGCUACUUCUGAAGUCUGUAAUAAAUCCACAGGUCCAUCUAGUUUACUGUGUCGAUUGCAUUUCUCUCCAAGAGAUACCAAGCCUUUCGCUGCAUUAGCGUCUGGGGGAAAUUCAAAUCAUACUACCAAGAAACAUCCUCUUCACCAUAAAACUGCCAUUGGGCCAUGUUCCAAAAACUCAAAUACUGUCAAACAACGGAGAAACAGAGUGGAGAUGCUUGGGAAAUGGGAGGGAAAGGCUAUUCAUGGCCUGAAUUCAAAAAGUAAUUCUGUAAUUAAGGAUGGUAUUCAUAGCCAAGAUGAAGAAGAGGUAGCUACCCAAUUAACUCAACUUGCAGCAAUAAUUGAAUCCACAAACCCAGAUCAGAAGACGUCAUUUCUUAGUCGAAUACCACCAGAUAUGCAAUCAAAAUAUAAACAGGACCAGUGCCUAUUGCAGAAGAAACAAUCGGUAUUUGGAAGGAACAAUUAUAGCUCACUGUUAGUCAAGCAAAGGCAACCUGCGCGGAAAACUGACAAGCCGGUACCUCGGGCAAAAAGACUAAAGAAGAAGCCUCAAGCUGUGCCUGACCAACAAAAUAGCCAACUGCCACAAGAAUGCCAGUCUGGCGAAUUACUAGAGAAACCCAGGAGAUCUUCUAAGCUCCGCAAGCCUGGUCGGACUGCACUACAAGACUCCAAGCUAACUGGGAUGGGGAAAAAGCCUUCUAAAACCAAAGCGCAAAAGGGGCGGAAUCAGAUCACUUUGGCAUCACAACAGAAAACGGCGACGUUGUUUCUUCCCAAAACUCAAAUCAUAUUCCAUAGACCUGUACCUGCCUCAGCACUGGACAAAAUGAAAGACAAGCUACUUGGCCGUGAGAUGGCACCCGAACACGUGAAAAUCAAGGGCUCUAUCAAUGCCCAGAGUGCUGAUCCUCCUGGUGGUGCGUCUGUUACUCUGCCACACAGUGGCCUGCCCUCCAGCAAUCUUCCAUCUGUUUCUCACUUAGACCCACCAUCCUGUUUCAACCAAGGAAGUGACAAUAUGCAGAUGUUUACAGAAAAGGACAAGACUUCUCAGGUACAACAAGCAAUGGAUAUUGCUCAGAUGCAUCCUUUGCCUCAAUCCUUCAGUCAGUCCAGCCAAAGGGGGGUUGAAAUCUGUGCUGAAAACACGGCGAAGCUCCAGCUGGAUGGCCUGGAACAGCAAAAGGCUCAGAAGCUUCAGGCCACGCCCAUUAACUGUGGGGAGCCCCCUUCAGAGGAUCCAUUGCAAACUCUCAGGAGUGCUGAUGGUGCAGAGGAAGUUAAAGUUCUAACAUCAGGAAGCUUGGAGAACGAGAAUCCACAGAGUACUGGAAUCUUAGGAUAUUCUCCAGCAAAAAAUACACUCAGUAGCUUUCUUGAAUCCCCUAUGAAAUUCCUAGACACCCCUACGAAGAACCUAAUCGAUACUCCUACAAAGAGAGGGCAGACUGAUUUUCCAUCUUGCGACUGUGUUGAACAAAUAGUAGAGAAGGAUGAAGGACCAUAUUAUACGCACCUGGGAACAGGGCCGAGUGUUGCCGCUGUGAGGGAAAUAAUGGAGGACAGGUAUGGAGCAAAAGGAAGCGCUGUAAGAAUAGAAAUAGUUGUGUAUACAGGAAGAGAAGGAAAAAGUUCCCAGGGAUGUCCGAUUGCCAAGUGGGUUAUUCGAAGAAGCAGUGAAGAGGAAAAGCUAUUAUGCUUGGUCCGACAGCGUGCAGGACAUCACUGUCAAACAGCCGUCAUUGUGAUCCUCAUUUUGGCUUGGGAAGGGAUUCCCCACCUUCUGGCUGACACCCUGUACAAAGAACUGACACAGAGUCUCAGAAAAUAUGGCUGUCCAACGAGCCGUCGGUGUGCACUCAACGAAGAUCGUACAUGUGCUUGUCAAGGUCUUGAUCCAGAGACAUGUGGAGCAUCUUUCUCUUUUGGCUGCUCGUGGAGUAUGUAUUAUAAUGGCUGUAAGUUUGCCAGGAGCAAAAUCCCCAGGAAAUUCCGACUUCUCACAGAUGAUCCCAAGCGGGAAGAAAAUCUGGAAAAUAAUUUGCAAACCUUAGCUACUGAUUUGGCUCCGCUGUAUCAGAGACUCGCUCCAGAUGCUUUCCAGAACCAGGUAGAAAAUGAGCACCUGGGUCCUGACUGUCGGCUUGGGUCCAAGGAUGGUCGUCCAUUCUCGGGUGUUACAGCUUGCAUAGAUUUCUGUGCGCAUGCCCACAAGGAUACACACAACAUGCACAAUGGAAGCACUGUGGUUUGUACUUUAACAAAAGAAGAUAACCGUACAGUGGGAGCAAUGCCAAAUGAUGAACAGCUGCAUGUGUUACCUCUUUACAAGAUUUCACAAACUGAUGAAUUUGGCAGAGAGGAGGGACUGGAAGCCAAGAUAAAAGCUGGGGCAAUACAGGUGCUCACUGCUUUUCCCCGAGAAGUUAGAAUGUUAGCUGAGCCACGCAGAGCAACCAAGAAGAAGAAAUCAGAAGCAAAGAAGGGGCCUGUUGAGAAGCAAACUUCAGCAGAGAAGAAGAAUUCCACACCUGUAAAGGGGAAGAGUGGAAUGCCAGAAAAUAUGACUCAAGCUUCACAGAGUUUAGGGAACCAAACUAAUACAUUGCAGCCUGGAACAAAAAUGGAAACUGUUGAUCACUUUUCAACCAUAAAACAUAAUUCAGACACUACUAAAAAUUGCUCUGUGCUAAAAGAAUAUGCUUCUUCCUCCCCUUUAAAGCUGGAUAGCUUACGUUCUUGUUCCCCAUUAACUGACAAACCUGGUGGUUUAAUGCCGGUGACUAAAAGUCAAGAAGAUUUUUCAACUCCCUACGGGUAUUUUCAGUGCAGUAAUAACAAACCUCAUGUGACACCCAAAGGUAAGAACUUUGAUGUGUCGGCCAGUGAUCAUACUGGAAUUUUGUUGGAUGAGAAGAGGAAUGGCAUGCCCCCAUUCCUUCAGAACGUUACUGUCUCAAAGCCUGCAUCUUACAGCGAAUCUCUUCCCUACACACUUGAACAGGAAGUAGCCAACAAGCAAAAUGGCGAAAUGAAGUUGGAAAACUCCUCUGCCUCACAGUUGAUGGACCCUGAUCCAUCGGUGCUGGUGAAUGCUCCAGGAGAGGUGGUCAGAAAUGAAAUUUGUUCUUCCCAGGAAAGUUCAGUGCAAAAAGGUGCUUUCAAACACAACCCAAAUGGCCGUUCCACUUCUGUGGCUAACAAGCCAAGCAGUGUGCUCCUAAAAAGCACAGAUCCUGACGAGAAAGCAGAGGAGAUGUGGUCUGAUAGUGAGCAUAAUUUUUUGGACAAUGACAUCGGUGGGGUAGCUGUGGCACCAUCUCACGGCUCCAUCUUAAUUGAAUGUGCACGCCGUGAACUACAUGCUACGACACCCAUUAAAAAGCCCAACCGGAGUCACCCCACCCGGAUCUCUUUAGUCUUCUACCAACACAAAAACUUAAAUGAGCCAAAACACGGGAUUGCCCUGUGGGAGGCAAAGAUGGCCGAGAGAGCAAAAGAGAGAGAAGCAGAAAGAUUGGAAGCAGAAAAUACCAAUCUGCCAGCCAAUGACAACAGCGCACAGCAGGCCAAUGCCACUAGAGAGAUUUUCUAUGAAGACAAUGAAUUCAACCAAAUCCCCUCCCGCCGAGCAUUAACAGUAACUCAUGACAACAUCAUAACGGUGUCUACUUAUGCCCUCACACGGGUUGCUGGGCCAUAUAACCAUUGGGCAUGAAUUUUCAUAGCAACUGUACAACCUUGCCUUGGAGCAGUGUUAUUCAAUAAUUUCUAAAGGUGCUGUUAAAGAACAAAGCCUUGUGUGGUUUACUCUGUUCAUCUCAACCAUUUGAAGGCUGAGGUUUAAAACAAUGAGCUUUUUUUCCUUAAACUGUGACUUUAUAUAUUUUAACAUCUGAUGAUGCUCAAGCACAUUUUAAGCAAAAAAAAAAUGUAUAGUUAAAAUGAUUUUGGCUAGGUUAUUUAACCCUGAUUGAAUUUAUUCAGUUUAUUACAUUUUUGGAAUUUAUACUUUGGUGCUUUGAAUCGUCUGUUUACUACAAAUGGGCUUUUUAUAGAGAUUUUAACAAAUUUCACCUUUUAUGAUGUAAAAUCAAGUUAAACAGUAUUAGCUAUACAGAGCUCUUGGUGCUUAAUCACACAAAACAGUUACGGAUAAGCUGAUUCUUUCUUCAUGGUGCCAUUGUUCUGACAACUUCCAAUCAUUGCUAUGAAGCCCAAUUUUAGAACCAAUGAUGAUUUUAACUGUGUAUAGAUCGUUCACAUAUGUAUAGCUGUAUGUAUGUGCUGUGUAUGCGCACGCACACACUCUGUCACACACUAUCACUAGUGAUGGUUGGGGUUGUAAGCUGUAAAUAUAUAUAUUUAAAAGCACUUUCUAUUUUUAAAGUUAACUUGAAAUAGUAUAAGGAUCACAAUUGUCUAAAGUUUGUGCAUUCUCUACCAAGGAAUUUAUUUUUUCUCUCACUCAGCAAAGUUCCAUACCGCUAUAACAGUGCAUAUAUAUAUAUAUACUAAGAAUAUUUGUUUUUUAAAUCUCUUCUGUCUCCAUUUUUCCCACUGAACAUUUCUGAAAAGGUAAAUAAAAUGCAGAAAGUUCAGUAUUUGCAAAUUUUGUUCAUCUCUGAAUUGAUAUGCAGUGAUCUUUUGUUUUAAGCAUGUUUAUUUCAGCAAUAAGUGUAAAAGUCUGUCUUGCAAGGAGCAGUGCAAAUUAAUACGAGGCAACUUCAGAAGUUCCGAACGCCUCAGGGGUCGAGUUUCUAUGAAAUCAGAAACUGGCCCCUUUUAAGUUGCCUUAUCAGUAUUUUGAAAAAUCAGACUUGGAACCUUUCCAAACAAGAGAAAUUUGCAGUAUGAGUGAUUUUGGAAUAAAUUUUAGUUUUAUUAAGCUUCCCAGUCGUCAUCAUUUAUUAUCAACGAAAGAACAUAUUCCGUAAAAUCUUGUCUGCUGCCUCCCCUGUAGUGAACCAAAUAGUGGCAUCUAUGGCUGAUUCCCACAAAAUGUUUCAUGUAGAAGGGGGCCAGAGCACAUGUUUUGCAUGCAGCAGGCCCCUGGCAUCUUCAGUCAGAUUUUAAAAAGCGGCUCCCUUAGCAGGGGUGGGAAAGAUUUUCUGACUUUAGAAAAGUAGCACCAGUUAGAAUGGGCUAUAUUGGGCUACAUGGACCCAUAGUUCCAUUCAGAGUAGGGCCACUUCAUAUACUUAUCUCAGUUUGAAGCCAAAUUGCAUCGUAGUUUUUGAACUUGUUGACAGAAUAGCUUUUACAUACAUUUUCAGUCUCAUGUGAAUUUUGGCUGUUUUGAAUUCAAACAACCCACUUUUCCAUGGUUUCCAUGCUCAGAUCCGCCCCGCAUCUUUUGUCAGGUACAGGCUCAGCCACAUGUCUUAAUAUGGCUGCGGGGACCUUGAUCCUUAGCACUGGCAACCUCCAGGUGGCACCCAGAGGUCUCCCACUGUUACAGUUAAUCUCCAGACAACCAACAUCUGUUUACUGGUGAAAAUGGCUGCUUUGGAGGGUCAAUUCUAUGGCAUUAUACUCUGAUGAGGUUGCUCAUCUCCCCAAAUCCUCCCUUCCCCAGGUUCCACCCCUAAAAUCUCCAGGUAAUAAUUGCCAACCAAGAGCUGCCAACCAAGAGCUGACAAUUCCAUUGAUCCUGUAGGGCAGGAAUUCCCAGUCUUUUUUAACUUACCACUUGGCAACCCAUUUCCCUAAAACUGUACCUCCAUAUUAGCAAACCCAUUAUGUUAUUUUUUUCAUGUACCCCCAAAUGCUCUAGCGUGUACCCCUGGGGAUACCCCAGGUUGGGAACCACUGCUAUAGGAGCACUUAGGAUCUGGCAUUUUUGAAGUGUGUACAAGAAUUAUUGAUUUGCUCCUUAAAGCAUGGUCAUAGAGUUGAUCAGUUAAGUUGAUCAAAAGACCAUAAAGCAUAACCAUAGAAAAGUAUAGUAAACCAGUUAAUGAGCAAGGCUGAGCUUCAGUUCUCAGGCACGCCCCUUAGAUGCCUCUCGCGUCUCCAGUUCAAAUCCUCAGGUAAGCAAGGCUGGGAAGAGCUCCUGACAAAGACAUUGGAGAGCUGCUGGUCAGAUUAGACUGUUUUGGCCUAGAAAGAUGGUCUAACAGUGUCAGGCUUUAACAACAGAAACAAUCCCAGGCCAAGAUGAGACUGUUUGGAAACAAUUCCUACACAAUUUUGCCCCAAGCCAUUUCCAAGCGGCUCGUAACAAAUGUCAGAAUUGCUAGGUGCUAGAAUGUGUCUCACCCCCACCUUGAUUAUUUUAAUUCCUAAUAAGGGGCAGGGAUGAAAGUCCCGGUUGGUACAAAGAGGCACCUUUCAUCAUCUGUUUCAAACGCCUAAUAAUAAUAACACACAUGAGAAAGCUAAAAGCUGUACAGGUAAGACAUUUUUCAAGUUAACUUUCACCUCUGCAAAGAGGAGAAAGCAGACCAAGUACUUGACUGUGAUGCUACUGAUUUAUGCGGGAGCAGUUUAUGCUAAAUAGUCACAGGCACAACAACCCUGUGUCACAGUGGGAUAUAGUCAUUGGUAACGUAGAUGCCACAAGCAGAACAGAUUGUGUGAAUCAGACGUCAGUUUCAAAUGGUGAAUUAACUCAUUUUAACCAGUUGUGAUGGUGACAUCCUAAUUAAUUCUUAGGGGAAGUAGACACCCCUAUUUGGAAUACUGUAGCAUCCCCCCCCUCUCUCUUUCUCAUCUUGUUGUACAGUUUAUUCUUGAUUAAUUUGAUUCCAAACAAUCGUCAACCCUCUUCAGGGUUGUACCCUGGCUGGGCUAUAUUCAAGAGAUGGAAAAUGUGUCGAUAUUCAGAGAUGGAAAAUGUGUCGUUAUUAACCACUCCAGCUAAAAGCAGUGUGCUCCACAUUGGCAUGAUUUGUAUGAAUAAGGGUCUCAGGCCUGAAGGGUAAAUGCAGUUAUUCCUGUGUGUCUCCGCAGUGUAUAUAACUCUCGCAGGCAUAACCAGAGCUGGAAUGUUUUUUUCCAAUCUGAAUUUUUGAUAACAUACUUGAUGAUAGUAGUGGUGCUGUAACAAAGUGUAACUGAAAUGUCUAGGUCUGCUUUCUUGCAAACAACUAGACAUGGUGCUUUAUUUUUUAGAAAAUGUUUACCAUGGUUGUGGUUUUAAUCUGAAAAUGUUCUGUUUUUUAAAAUAUAUAUAUACACAUAUAUAUGUGAAUAAUAUAGCUUACCCUCAAGUCACCUCAGACUCUGGUCCUGCAGGAAUGAAAUGUAGGGUUAAUCCCCUUAUCUCGCUGCAUCUGCUUUGCAUAAUUAUUAGAUGUGGACAAAGGGUUGGAGCAUUGCAGGAGACGGUGCUCCUUCUGCUGCCGUACAGCUCCUUUGCCUCUCCUCCUAUACUGAGGAUCUCCGCCGUCCUACCAGCCAGUGCGGAAAACUUGUUAGGCAAGGGGAGGAAUGGAGCUGUGGUGUCUGAGACUCUGUCUGGUCCCUGCUUUCCUGCCCUCUGCCUAACAGGUGACUGGUUGCUGUUAGAGACAACAGCUCCAAUCCUGUUUAAGUGAUCUCUACCUGAUGCAGUAGCACUAUGUGUGAAGUUCGGUGCUAUAUGCAGAAUUUACUUGCCCCUUCUCCUCUCCAUCAUCAGAAAUCACACUCCCAGGAGGACAGGUGUAUCAGCAAAAAGAUAAACUUUUGCUUGUAAAUAGCUGUUGUGAACACACUGAAACCAUCAAGUUUUCACAAAAGAUAGAAUCAAUGACAUGAAAUCAUAUAGCAAGGCCUGCUCAUUUUUGCAGGGAGCCUGGAUCCUGUUUUUCCCCAUUCUGGGUUGUGCUUGCAGACUACAUUCCUGCAGACAUUUGCAGAGUCUUACGAAAGCGGGGCGCUGCAAUUGCAUUGUGAAUUUACACCUCCAUGCUUCACUGUUGAUCACAAUGUGGCGCUGUUCAGACCCAUUCUGCAAUUCUCAUGCCCCAUUGUGUCACCUGAAUCAUACAUGUAAGGAGGGGAAGAUUUCCAUCCAGUCUUUCUGCCUGUACAAAAAAACUUUGUUAAAAAAAAUGCUGCAAUUUUUUAGUUCAGAGCUUAUGAUUAGCUGAAAUAGAGGAUAUGAAGGGACUGUACAUAAUUUAGAAGUCAAUACUAUAUCAUCAUUUUGUACCAGCAGUUUUCUGCUUCUUGGAUAUCUAUAUACAUUAAAGCAUUAUAGUAUUUUUGUGUGCCUUAGAUUUACAUUUUAAAAUUUGUAUAUUUUUUGUGAGCCUAAAAGUUAUUACAAAAAAUAACAGCUCUUUGUACAGUAAGCAGGAUUGUGAAUUCUUCCACUGCUUGUCUUUGCGGUUUAUCUCCCUCCCCGCCACCUUGUGGGGUACUGUGGUUUAGUCAAGCUUUAUGACAAAUCAUUCUGUAGGAACAAGACCUUGCUGAAGGGAUCAUCUGCAGCUUAUGAAGAGUGCUUUUAGCUUUGCUACCAGAGUUGUGGGCUGUCAGAAAGGAAUUUUUUUUUUUGCCCUCACGGCAUUUAAUACCCAUGCUGAGAGCAUCACUGUUUCUUGUAAAUUUACCCUGUAAAACUUGUGGAACUCUAAUUGAAAAGCAACCAUCUUGGAUGGAGUUCAUCUUGAUCAUGUCCCAUGCUAAGCUCUUGUGAUGCUAGAAAAUGCAAAACCUGAAAUGAAUCCAUAAAAUAAGGAUCACUUUUUUAAAAGGCCAAAAAUUGAGAUAGAUACAUCUUUAAAUAUCACCUUGGUGCAGUGAAGAAUUUUCAACUAGUGGUAAAAAAAUGUACUGUUUUAGCUGAGAAAGAAUCUGAUCCUAAAAUGACAAUAACCAAUAGGAAGCAACAUAUAUUUAAAUUGCCAAGUGGCACUCUUAUAAUCUGUAACCUAGAAAUUCCACUGAUUUCAGCAUUCUGUUCAUUUCAGUGGGACAUCCUGCAUGAUGAAUGGGAAUGAUUGGUCCCUUUUAGCAGCAAAUCCAACUUUGUGAAAUUCAUCAGGCUAUCAAAAUAUUUAAAAUAUAUUACAGAAUUUUUUUUUAGAAUUUUGUUUCCAUUUCCAGUCUCUUUAAAUAAAUUGAAAUGUGAAAACAGUGCGGCUUAUGAAAUGAUUCUUGCAUCCAGAAAGCUUAGCCAGUGGUCUUCUUAUAUCCCCCGGCGUAGUUGCUGGUUUACGAGCAUGCUUGUAGUGUGAGAACUGACAGUGACUUACUGUAGAUCCAGCUGUGUGCUAUUUAUUGUAGCAUUUCAGAAUAUUUAUCAUUUUUACAUAGAAAUUGAUGUAAUUUUGUGAAUGAGGUUAUAGCUACAAAGGAUUGUAAAAAUAUUGUCUUGUAGUUGUGAUAUCUUGGGUGGGGGGCUAUGACAAGCAGCAAAAUGUUCAGACUGCUGCAGCAAUCUGUCCCUUUCAAAUCAAUGGUGCUUGUGCAGGUGAGGCACUUUUUGGGGAUGAAGCAAUUUUGAUGUCCAGUGUCCUGUUGCUUUCAAGAUGGUCCUACCAGAUUCUCUGGUUUAGGGACUGGAAGACAACAAGAUUU
Molecule: messenger RNA, 12855 nt
Organism: Sphaerodactylus townsendi
Lineage: Eukaryota; Metazoa; Chordata; Lepidosauria; Squamata; Sphaerodactylidae
Gene: TET1
Product: tet methylcytosine dioxygenase 1
Exons: 12
Coding region: 377-7060 (2227 amino acids)
Biological process (GO): positive regulation of transcription by RNA polymerase II; oxidative demethylation
Cellular component (GO): nucleus
Molecular function (GO): zinc ion binding; DNA 5-methylcytosine dioxygenase activity; DNA binding
Source: RefSeq, a predicted model, not a curated record